This is a messenger RNA of Eurytemora carolleeae, 1406 nucleotides long. Its product is annotated as piRNA biogenesis protein EXD1. The record is from RefSeq and is a predicted model, not a curated record. Gene Ontology annotation, molecular function: nucleic acid binding; 3'-5' exonuclease activity. Gene Ontology annotation, biological process: nucleobase-containing compound metabolic process. Bases 27 to 1184 code for a protein of 385 amino acids. The transcript is spliced from 11 exons. Lineage: Eukaryota; Metazoa; Arthropoda; Copepoda; Calanoida; Temoridae.
AGAGUCUUAUCUAAAAGCAUCAUAAAAUGGAGAAUUCGGACAUUCCUAUUCAAAAUGGUGGACCUGGAGAACACGACAAAUUUAUUACAAAUGGCGGAGACUGUAGGGUUGGUCCUGUUUUUGAUCCCAGGACUAAGUUGGAUGAGACUAGCUAUGAGUCUAAAGUUUAUUAUUUACCAACUUUACGAACUUCUAGCUACUUACGCUGUGAUUGUUCGGUGUCAGAGAUUAGAACAAAACUUUGGGAAACCUUAGAGAAACCUCCAGCCAUCAGUGUUCCUAGAAAGGUUUAUGUGAUAGAGGCCUUGAACGAGGCUUUUGAUUCUGCUCUGAAGGAUAUUGAUUUAUCUCCUGUAAUUGGAGUACAACUAGAGGGAAUAAAUAUAUCUAGAUCAGGUACACUGAAAUGUGUAAGUGUAUGUACAGAGACUGCUGUAUACCUAUUCGAUAUUGGCAAGAUGAAGUACUCUGUCUUCAAGUACGGUCUACAAUAUUUCCUCGAGUCCCAGGAGAAAGUUAAAGUAUUCCAUGACGUCAGAUUUGCCAGUGACCUGCUGCACCACCAGUACGAGGUCAACCUGAUGAACGUAUUCGACACGGCAGUGGCAGAUAUCACCUUCUUCACAAUGAGCCAGGCUCAAGGCUUCCUCCCUAGGUUUAUCAGAACAUACCAGGUGUUGUGCAGGGAGUAUCUGGGUAUCCCUGAGACAGGUUUAUUCUACUUCAAGUACAGACCGGAGACUAUGGAGAGGGAUCAGGGUCGAUUCUGGAGGAACGGGUUUGACAAACAGACAAUUCUUGCACUCUCCAGGAACUGUUUGUACUUUCUACCUCUGUAUAAGAUCUGUAAGAAGGCUGUUAUGUAUCAUUUCAACCAAGGAACCCAGCUCUUUUUAAGCACAGUCAGGGAGCUCGGGAAUAAUGAUGCUAAGAAGUUGCAGACUAAACCCAUAGAGAAGAUAUCAACACCACAGGAGCUGUGUGCUCUAUACCCUACCUGGAGUAAGGACAAAGAGAAGGCCAGGAACCCGGAGCUAAUGAUUUGUUGUGUUCAGGAGCUGUGUGCUCUAUACCCUACCUGGAGUAAGGACAAAGAAGAGGCCAGGAACCAGGGAAGAACUGUAGAGGGAGAUUUUAUAUAUCAGGACAGGGGGAAAUACUAUCCCAGACAGCUCUGCGAAUAAAGCUCUUGAAGGAGGGAAUAUUUAGACUGUAACAAGUAUUUUUUCUCAAGUUUAAUUGUAAAUUAACCACACGGCCAGUGAUAUAUGUAAACGUAUCAUGAAAGGUUCAGCAACACUGCUCCUUCCAUUAUUUAAAACCAAAGUUUUGACUGACUACUUGUGAUGUCAUUUUGUAAAAAUGUAAAAUUUACUCAAAUUUUCAGUUUGAUAUUUUUUUCAGAA